AUGAAGCCGGGUCCAGUUAUAGGGCCUUUUAUUUUUACCUAUUGCGUGUUACAAAGCGUUUUUCAGUAUUUUACAGGAAAAUGUAGUGAAAAAAGGUAAGAAAGUAGUUAGUCGCUUUUCUUUUGAAGACAAAGAAUUUAUUUUUUCGCGGUUCGAGUUAACAUCAAUUUCAAGGCCAACUUAGAUGAGACGCGUGUUGAUCAGUUUCAAUAAUCCAACGAGGACAACUUACUGAAAAGCUUAAACAGUAGAAAGAGAACAACUAUUCAUGAAACAGUCGACAGAAAAAAGAAAUAGUGAAAAAAUGAACAGUUUUAGACAUUUCUUGUGCUAACUUCUGGGCUAGUUGAAAAAAAAAACGCACUUCGUGAACUAGGGAAUUUUGUUGCUUUAGCUCUUACAAAAUCACAAUUUAAUAUUUAGAAACUUGUUUUUAUGUCAGAAAGAUCGUUUAACUUUCGGUAAAAUAUUAUUUUUUUUACUAGUGGUAUUUACUGUAAGUUGUCUGUUUUGGAAAACAAAAAAAAUCGUCCAUGGCAACCGUUUGUAACAAUCGUGGUGCUGACCUAAAGGAACGUAGUGUUUGCAGGAGUCCGGCUUCACUUUGGUCAGCAGCUGAGACGCAACGUCGUUGCCAGUCGUCCUCGGUAAUUUUCGUUUGUGACGUCAUCUGUCAGUCUUGUCCGAAUAUUGCCCUCCGUUCCAAGCCUCCUCGUUUUACUUGGAGGGCACGAACUAGCCUGAGGACGAGGCUAGCUAAGGUGUGAAACAGGAGUGCGCGUGCUGCCUCACGCAAGCAAAUAACUGAUAACUGAAUUAAUUUUCAAUGAUUUUCACUUUCUCAGUGCGAGUACAAGACAUUUUGAGUGCAUAUGCAUUAAAUAUUGUAUUCGAAACUUAAAGCUAUUUCAUAUGAAGUAUAAUCUGUAGCUAAUUGUGUUUUAUCUAUUUUUAUCAUCAGAGUUGUUUCAACGGGUGAAUCUGAAAUUAAAGAAGUAACUGUAGAACCAGAGAAAAAACAAAAGGAAAGUCAAAAAGUAUGUUUACUGCUUGUUAGUUAUGAACGACCUACUUCAAGUUAUUCUCGCAAACAUGUUUUUGUGUCAUUUGUGACUGUGAUGUGGGCCUGUCUCCAAUGAGGCUUAGAAAUAUCGACGUUUUUCUUUAAUAUUUAUGAGGUUUUUGGAACUUUACAGUCGAACACAAGAAGUAAACAAAAUGAUUAUGAAAGCAGUCGAUAUCAGUUUUUGUUAACCUUAUGUUUAGCUAAUAACCUACAUUUUUAGCAAAAACUGCACAGUUGACUGUCUUUUACGGAGCGCAAAUGACAACUUUCAGAUAGAAGGUUUUCAAGGCCUUUUUCAGCUGUUACAGAAAUCUCUGGUGCACAAGAUGAAAACCUCUUUGCAUGUUGUUUAUAUUAACUCAGUCACAACUAAAAAUGUAUUAAUUUUAUAUUUGAGGGCCACUGGUUAUUCUGUUGAAGUACUGUCCCGUGUUACCCUCUUUAAAUAAAGUUGAUUAUUAUUGAAGUUGGUUAUUUGUGCAAUAGACUAGAUAAGAAAAUCUAAAAGAGAAAACCACAGGAUUAAGUAACCAUUACGGUGUUUGAAAGCAUAUCAUUUAUUUUCUCUCUUAUCCUCUCUUGAAGUUUCAUUAACAAAACUAUACACCUUCAAGUUAUCAUAGUAAAUCGCCAAGUCCCGUUCAAGACUCCUUUCAUAGUCAUAACUUAUUUCAUCCAUCUUGAUUGACUAGUGCCCUGUAAAACGAAGAAGAUCACAAGAAAGCAACUUAAAGGAUAUUAAGAGAAAGAAAAAAAGAAGGUCGAUCUCUUUAUACAAUCUUAAAAGCAUCUUUUCCAUUGGAGAGGGAGCCUUUGGGAAGGUAAGGGACUGUCAGAGGGAAUAAACAGUUAUCUCAAACAAUUCGUAAAAUCUCAUAUUAAUGUUAUACAAAAUUGUGAGUACCCUGAGCGGCGAGGAUCUCAUUGUCAGAAAAAGGGAUUCAUUAAUUAGUCGAUAAAUUAAUUAAAUAAAUAAUUUAUCUAUUAAUUUAUUGUAAAGCAUGAUGAAAGAAGUUGAAAAGCCCUGUUUUCUUUCUUUUGUUUUGCUAAGUGUACGCUCUUUUAAUAACCAUUUUUCAAUUUAAUUAGAGAUCAAAGGUGCACAUAAUAUAGACUGUGUAAUUCCUUCUUUCUGCAACAAGUGGAUGAUCUCUGGGAAUAAUUUUCGAGUAAGGGAGUACAGUGGAACCUCGAUUUAACGAACCUCAAUAUAACGAAGUUCUCGGUAUAACGAACGAUUUUCUUCAGCCCGGCCAAAAUUACAGUAAUUUCCCCUGUCCCUUUGCACUUCGUUAAAUCGAGGUUCCACUGUAACAUGAGUUCUUUCGAACCCCACUGGGAUUGAACUAAAAAAGGCCGGCAAGACCGCGCCUAUCAACCGCUCCAUCUGAAAGCGUGUCCUAUUCCAAAAUACCUGUCAAUUUUUUAUAGGUUCGUCUUUGUGUGGACCGUCGCACCAAGAGGCAAUACGCGGUAAAGCAGAUAAUUGAACCUGACCCAAGCAGUGUGGAGGAGAAAGUAUUGAGCCUCGCCUCGUCCAGUCCUUUCGUAACAAGACUUUGUGAAGAGGUUGAGAACCCGGUAUGAUACUUUUAAAAUUUUCUCAGAAAAUUUUUAAUCCUUCCCAUCACCGCUAAACAACCCAACGCCCCCUCGGUAAAUAUGAAGCAAAGAUGAGCGCCAGUUAAAGCAGGUGGACAUUUGAACAUCUUGACGAUCUUUCAGGAAAAUAGGGGACUGUAAUCCUUCCGAUAGAAUUUGUAUAGGUAAUAGCAUGAUUUGUAGUGAUAUUUGGCAUAAAUACCGCGAGUGAUAUCACGUACAAAUUAUGUUAUUAUUUGUUUAUACUACUAACCGCAAAAGUUUUGCAAUUAUCACAUUUAGGUAUUUCAAAUUAAGCUGAAAUACCACUGCUCUAAGCCAAUCAAAUUGCAGAAAUUUCCCCAUAGUAGUAUAAGGUGUAUUAUACCUGUGCUAUUUUUGAAAUGGCUACACUGUGUGUUUCUCUCUGUGUCUCAUUAUUCUUACUUAUAGCCAAUAACGUAAAAAAAAGUAUGUUUGGGUCAACUAAUACUUUCUUCAUAUGUUCAUGUUAAAGUAUCCAGGACAUUUUAUUAUCUUGGAAUACAUCGAUGGAGGAGACCUCGGAACAGACUUGAAUCACCAGGGAUGGUAUAGCGAACCUCAAACAAGGUAAUGAUACUUCUAUCAAAGUUUUCGAGCAACGUUUAACAAAACAGUCGCUUAAGUGACAGUGAGAUAAAACAGGACAGAAUUUAUCACAUUUGGUCAAGUUUUGCCGUGGAACGAAUACCAAGUAAAGAUUUAGUAAUACGCGUGCCAUUGGUACUGGGUUAAAAUCAUCGUAAAUUACUCCGCUUGACACCACUGAUCUUUUAAUAACGACUGGCUCUAUCAAUUGAGUUCUACUCAAUAACCUUACAAAGUUGAACUGAGGAUGCACCAAUCAGCAAAAAAAAUAAUUCUGUCGAAAGAUCAGUGAUCAAAACAUGCCUUCAUCUCACAUACGCUUACCCAGUUCAACACAGCGUUAAUUGCAGUUUUUUUUUAGGAAUUGUACUGUGCAAACCAUUAGCUUUUGUGAGGUCAUUUAUUUAUCAUGGUAGUGAGACCUAGUAUAUUAAAACAUCCUAUUACUCUUUGUUUCUUAGGUUUUACUCGGCUGAGAUGAUUGUUGGGUUGGAAUUUUUGCACAAAAAAGGUGUCAUUCACAGGUGAGAAGAAAUAUGAAAAGUACCCGAAAUCCACACUUAGACAUUAAUCUCGAUCACUUCAAGGUACAUCAUAUGGCAAAGAUAAAAAAGCAAUGGAUUGACGCUGUCGAGCGUUAAUUUAGCGGCCUCCUAAACCGCGGCCACCAGUUACCUACAUCGGGGCGGAAACUGACAAUUGUGAGCCGUAAAUCAUUGUAAAAGGAAGGUAAUGGUUUGCUGGAUCGUUUUGUAUCAUCACGACAGGGCUCGGCGUUCUGCACAGUCCUUGCAUGUGUGAAGAAAGUUGAUUUUACUGUUCUGUGGCUACUUAUCCCUUUCCCGAGAGCAGCAGCUUAAGAGAGGUUUGAUUGUGGUUAACUCUGGUCGCCUUGAAGAUUAUAUCACACCACUUUUGGCUCAGUUUACUUAACAAUCAAUGUCUCUAAUAUUCGUGUAAUUUUUAUUCAUCGUAUGACAGGGACUUGAAACCUGAAAACAUUUUGUUGACCAGAGGAGGGCACAUUAAAAUCAGUGAUUUUGGGCUGUCCGCUAUCAUCGACCCAGUUAGAGAGGAAAAGAUCACCAACCAAGAAUAUAUCGGGACACCUCUUUAUAUGGCUCCUGAGGUAAACCUUGAAACUGUAGACUUAAAAGAAUUUGUUUCAGCCACAAAGCAUUGGUUAAGCCCUGUGAAGAACCUAGUUUCUAAAUCAGCUUGUCGUGUAGCGACUUGGUCAAUAUCUAUUCUAUCCUAAUAUAGGAUCCAUUUCAGAACUACCGUCCAAAAUGUUAAUCAAUCAAUCAAUCAAUCAAUCAUUUAUUUCAACACGUUACGUCAAAGAGCUAAAAAAAACUCGUUCAAAAUACGAAGUAACCCCAGGAAAAUUGGACAGGGCUCUAACAAGGACAGACUAAUUAGAUCCUGUUAAGGCGGUGUUCUGCCAUUUACUCACUUAAUCAGUGCUGAUAUUAACGCUAAAACAAAUCUUUAUACAGGCUAUGAACUAUGGUGUUUUCUUGUACGAGAUAUAUACUUUAAUGUUACCUACACUGGAAUAAGAAAGAGCUGUUCAGUUUCCCAAAGCUGACUUUACAUUACAUCCACUCAUUAACACUAAAUCACCAACCUCGUAGUAAGAGCUUUUGCUAAGGAGAAGCUCGUCUUGGUUUCAUGGAUUAUCGUGCUGAUGUUAGCUUAGUGCAAGGUGUUAUUUGUUGCAGAUUAUUUUACUUGACCCGUACGACGCAUGUGUGGACUGGUGGGCGCUUGGAGUCAUGGUGUUUACGAUGCUCACUGGAAUGGUUUGUAUUUUACGUGAUUUUGUUCUUAACACGAAAAACGAUGAAAUCGAACAUAGAAUGAGACAGGGUGUAGUUCGGUGUUGGAAUUGACAAUUUUAAGAGCUUCAAAAUGACAAGGAACUCAAGCAGGGUAAAGCGGUUAAACCAGGAUACAAGUGCCAACUGUUAUCCUCUGUACUUCGAUUUAAAAUGUCAUACCAUGGUAAAAACGAGUAGGGGGUCUAUGACGAUAUAGUGUUGUGAUCUUUUAUGAUUAAAUUUAGAAGAGUGGUAAGUUCCUGCUUAAAAUAACAUCAACAGCUUCUGCAUUCGAGGACGACGACGAUGAUAAUACUGGGAGAUUUAAAGCAACGACGUAUAACGACGACAGGGGCGAUAACGUUUCUUAAAAAGUGAAGUCGCCCUGUUUCAAAAUUCAGCGCUCUUUUUCAUGUCGUUCAAUUGUCAGUUGUUGUUGAAUUUGUCUGGAAUUGAGCUCUUAAGUACUUUAUUUGUGUUCACGUCCUAAAACGUGAAAUCAGGAAAUUCCACGUCGUGGUCUGCGUGCGACGACGUCAGGGGAAUGUUUUGCUUAAUGAAACCUAUUGCUUUUUGCCGUUCUCGUCGCUUUCGUUGUCGUCGUUACUUAAGUUGCCUAUAUGAUGGUGAUCUUCGAAAUUGACAAUUUCAUCCUUUGUGUCUACAUUUUAGAUGCCGUUUGAUGCUGAAUCGGAGGAUGAGUUAUUCGAUUUGAUCGUUUCUGAAAACCCACAGCAACCGGACAAAGCCACAAUAGCUGAGCUUUCCACCGACGCCAUCGAAUUGUUUCUACAUGUAAGUGUCAAAUACAUGAAUCAGUUUUCGAGGCAGAGACAGGUUUCAGGUUAUGGUCAGAUAAAAUUCGACCUGGUGAAAUGCAAGUUUAAUUUAUAGUUACUCUUGGCUUUUGUCAAUGAGUGACAUUAGAAACAACAGUCCAGUGCAACGAGCAAAAUUAUUGCAGAUUAGAUAGAACUUUGCGCGAUUAAGUUUAACUUAGUGUAUUUCAGACGAACAAAGGUUGUUUGUUACCUUUCUUUGUUACAAUACACGUACCUAUCAAUUGUAAGUCAAUAACGAUAGAGGCAACACUUUUGACCGAAGCUUAAGCCCCCUGGUCGGGUCGUCCCCAUAAUGGCCCCAGCGGAAAGGGGUACCUUUUUCCGGCUUCAGGAAUAUGAAAGGGUAGAGAAAUCUGUUCUAUGUUCUAAUGAGUGGAGACUACAAAUAUCAGACUAAAUCCAAGCCAACGUUGACUUCUGUUACGCAGUACCAUAAAGACAUAACAUUUCAAUAAACAAAAAUGUGUAAGUUCAUAUCAAAUACCGAUAUUACAAGACAUCUUACAUUUUUUUAUGUUCCCAGUUACUAGAGAAAUAUCCGCGAGACCGUCUUGGAUAUAAAGGAGGCGAUUACCCCUCCAUCAGAGAUCAUGCUUUCUUUCACGGCUUUGACUGGGACAGAGUGGAGGCUUUGGAAAUGGACCGUCCACCUUAA
This is a messenger RNA of Porites lobata, 6597 nucleotides long. NCBI's taxonomy places the organism in Eukaryota, Metazoa, Cnidaria, Anthozoa, Scleractinia, Poritidae. The record is from the annotation of a GenBank genome assembly.